Molecule: messenger RNA, 1918 nt
Organism: Wyeomyia smithii (pitcher-plant mosquito)
Lineage: Eukaryota; Metazoa; Arthropoda; Insecta; Diptera; Culicidae
Product: pyruvate dehydrogenase E1 component subunit alpha type II, mitochondrial-like
Exons: 4
Coding region: 255-1544 (429 amino acids)
Biological process (GO): pyruvate decarboxylation to acetyl-CoA
Cellular component (GO): intracellular membrane-bounded organelle
Molecular function (GO): pyruvate dehydrogenase (acetyl-transferring) activity
Source: RefSeq, a predicted model, not a curated record
AAAACAAUAAGUGAAAUUGCGAAUAGCGUGUGACCUCAGCGAAACUCACACUUUACAGUCCUUUUCAGCGAAACAACUCCGUCGAAGAUGCUCUCCAACGUUGCAAAAUCUGUCUCUCAGCGGGGGCUUCUUGGUAGUCUGUCUGCGUAAAGUGGUUGCAUAACAAUAAUCAAAAAUAUUCGCUGUCACUAUUUGUCGUAAAACAGCUGUUGAGUUCAUAAGGUCAUCGUUAUUAGUGCCAUCAGUAGUCCCAAAUGGGGCUUCUUAAGUUGGUUAAAACUCUUUUCCGGGCUGGAGCCGGAACAUCUGGUAGUGUCGGCAGUAGUAAAACAUCGGCUAGUCCUGCUGCGGCAGUAGUGCUGAAAACAUCAUCAGCAGACAACACUGGUGACCCAGUAAAGAAAGUACUAACAACUCAACCACAGAGCAAUGGGUAUGCUACGGAGGCGACGUUUGAGACUAGGGCAUUUAAGCUACACAAUCUAGACCAAGGUCCAGCAACAACGGUUACCCUCACCAAGGAGGAUGCCUUGAAGUACUACGGUCAGAUGUACACAAUUCGACGCAUGGAAACGGCUGCCGGUAAUCUUUAUAAGGAAAAAAUCAUCCGAGGCUUCUGUCAUCUGUACUCGGGGCAAGAAGCGACGGCCGUUGGCAUACGAGCGGCUAUGCGACAGGAAGAUAGCUGCAUUACCGCGUACAGAUGCCACGGAUGGACUUACCUGAUGGGUGUUCCCAUUGCCGGAGUACUGACGGAACUUACUGGACGACAAACCGGUAGUGCACGCGGAAAGGGCGGCAGUAUGCACAUGUAUGCGAAGAACUUCUACGGUGGAAAUGGCAUUGUUGGAGCUCAGGUUCCACUUGGAGUGGGUAUUGCUUUUGCAGCCAAAUACAAUGGAACAAAUGGUGUUUGCGUUGCAGCAUAUGGAGAUGGCGCCGCUAACCAGGGACAAUUAUUCGAGGUAUACAACAUGGCUAAGUUAUGGAACUCGCCAUGCAUAUUCGUUUGCGAGAAUAACGGAUAUGGUAUGGGAACCAGUGCUGAACGUGCUUCGGCGAAUGUAAACUACUAUACUCGUGGCGAUACCGUGCCUGGUAUUUGGGUGGACGGAAUGGAUGUUUUGGCAGUACGGGAGGCAACUCGCUUUGCCAUAGAACACUGCAACAGUGGAAAAGGUCCAAUUUUGCUGGAAAGUGCGACCUAUCGUUACUCAGGUCAUUCUAUGUCUGACCCAGGAACCAGCUACCGUUCUCGAGACGAAAUUGCCGAAGUACGCCAGACCCGUGAUCCGAUAACAUCCAUGAGGGAGAAAAUUCUCACAAACGAACUUGCAACGCCCGAGGAGCUAAAAGAAAUCGAAUCGAAAAUUCGUGGGGAAGUUGAUGCUGCUACGAAACUUGCUAAAACAGACAAAGAGAUUCCGCUGGAAGAGCUUGUUGCAGAUGUCUAUGCCAAACCAGACAACAUAACUAGCAUCCGAAACGUUAUUCCAAACGCCGAACUGCAGCACAAGCGUUUGGGACAGGCGGUGAAUAUGUAAGGCAUGCACAGUAUUUCAUCAAUUAUUAAACCUUCCCACACAUGGUUGGUUAUGUUUUUUAAGCAAAGCUAAAUCUCAACAGUGCGAAUAUGAUCGAUGGCAUGGCAAAUCAUAUAUUUAUUGCGUUCAAAUUUUAUUUGAAAAUAUUUACGAAUUUGUUGAUGAAAUGUGAUUACACACACCCGCUAUAUGAUCGCUUCCUGAAAUUUAAUCAUCCAAAAGAACCAGCAAACAAUUGGGUUAAAAAAAAAAAUGUAAUGAAACUAAACUACCGAUACAUUCUUUAACUGUAAACAGAACGGGUUGCGUGUACCUUAAGCAUUUAGUUUGUCAUUUGUCAACAUUAAUAAAUCAGAACAUUCAGAAAGCUCGUA